This is a messenger RNA of Folsomia candida, 2856 nucleotides long. RefSeq lists its product as uncharacterized. Gene Ontology annotation, biological process: regulation of DNA-templated transcription. Gene Ontology annotation, molecular function: DNA-binding transcription factor activity. Lineage: Eukaryota; Metazoa; Arthropoda; Collembola; Entomobryomorpha; Isotomidae. The record is from RefSeq and is a predicted model, not a curated record. The transcript has 3 exons. The coding region runs from base 244 to 1062 and encodes 272 amino acids.
GCCCUUGCAACCAAACAACCUUCUCUUUGAGGUUAGUCCUAGACAAAGAAGGAAUGGAAUAACAUCUUAAUUCGCGUAGAGCGAAUUUUUUAGCAAGAAUGUGGGUGGAGCAAUAAGGGGCCCGAUGGGCCAGGUCAAAGUCAGAACAACGAGACGCAAAGUAACAUCUAGAACAGUGCGAAAUCAAUAUCCUCCCCCAGGGACGGUAUAAAAAAAUAAGAUCUUAAAGAGAACAUCAAAUUUAUGAACACCACGAUAACACUUCUCGAUCCGAGUGAUAACUUUCUCCAAUCGUUCUUGAAAUUUGAGAACGACUCGAGUCUGGCUGUUACUUCCGGUGAUGCAGAAUUCAAUCUUGAGGUCACGGAUCUUAAUGAGGUCAACGACCUUCGCCAUGACGUUGGGGGCCCGUUCUCCGAGCUGGUAGUUUUCCCACAGGUCGUGGUAGAAGUCGAGGUCAAUGACCCCAAUCUUCAAGUGGACGUCACUCCUACUGAUCCACCACCUCCGAUAAAACGAAAACGCGGUCGACCGCCAAAUCCAACCCCGAAAAUCACCCGGGUCACGAAGCGAACGAAAAAGUACGAGGAACCCCCAACAACAAAAGCGGUCCGCAAUGCGAUCGGUGCAAAACGAAAUCGUGACCUGAAGAAGGAACUAUUUGCAAAAAUGGAGUCCGAAAUCGAAUCCUUAAAAGCGCAAAAAUUGGCCCUAGAAAAUCAGGUCGUCACCCUUUUGGUCGAAAAGAAAGAGUCCGCCGCAAAAAAUUCACUGCUAACGGAACAAAAUUCCGAUUACCGGAAGCGAUUAGACGUAAUUUUGAAAAAUGCGUCGGUUGGGGGAGAAAAAGUCGAGCACGUGGAUGGCACGUGGUCAAUCGCCGAUGGCGAAAGCACGACAUAUUCUUCCUCAUCCGACGAAACUUUUCAAGUCGACCACGUGGAUGACACGUGUUCCAGCGCUGAUAUUACUUCCAGCCAAGGAACGACGUAUUUAUCCCUACCCGACGAUACUUUUGAGGGCUGCGACUCAUUCCCAGAAUUGAAUCAAUUAAUCAAUUAAUCAAUUAAUGGGACUCGAUCAAAUUCUGAACGUUUGAGUCGGGCUGUGCGAAGUUAGUAAUAUGUAGUUUUAGAAGGUGUGUCAUAAAUUGUGUAACGCAUUUUUUUUAAAACCCGGUAGAAAUUAUAUAAAAUUACGAAUUUUUUUCAAAACCCGGUAAAAUUUAUGUACAUAUUUCCAUAAAAUUCAAAUAUUCAAUUUACAUAAUAGCUUUAAACAAUUUAUAUAAGUAUGAUUUAAAAAUUCAAUUUAAACCCGUUACGCAAUUUAUGGUCGCCAAAAUACAUCUUUUUAGAUACAUUCAUCUUUAAUAACCUUACGACUGUGAUGUUAUUUAAUUUGUUUGUACUGACCCCUUCCCACCCAUUGGAACGUUGGUAGAGUCGCAUUUUUUUAAGGGAAAAUUUCCAAACACUAUUGGGAAAAUAUUGCAAAAAUUGCUUGACAAUACUGCCAUCCUGGCUAGAGGAUGUUGCAAAAAUUGCUAGACAAUAUUGCGAACCUGGCAAGAGGAUAUUGCAAAAAUUGCUUGACAAUAUUGCGAACCUGGCAAGAGGAUAUUGCAAAAAUUGCUUGACAAUAUUGCGAACCUGGCAAGAGGAUAUUGCAAAAAUUGCUAGACAAUAUUGCGAACCUGGCAAGAGGAUAUUGCAAAAAUUGCUUGACAAUAUUGCGAACCUGGCAAGAGGAUAUUGCAAAAAUUGCUAGACAAUAUUGCGAACCUGGCAAGAGGAUAUUGCAAAAAUUGCUAGACAAUAUUGCGAACCUGGCAAGAGGAUAUUGCAAAAAUUGCUAGACAAUAUUGCGAACCUGGCAAGAGGAUAUUGCAAAAAUUGCUUGACAAUAUUGCGAACCUGGCAAGAGGAUAUUGCAAAAAUUGCUUGACAAUAUUGCGAACCUGGCAAGAGGAUAUUGCAAAAAUUGCUAGACAAUAUUGCGAACCUGGCAAGAGGAUAUUGCAAAAAUUGCUAGACAAUAUUGCGAACCUGGCUAGAGGAUAUUGCAAAAAUUGUUAGACAACACUGCCAUCCUGGCUGGAAGAUGUUGCAAAAAUUGCUAGACAAUAUCGCCAUACUGGCUUUAAACAAUAAAUUUCCCCCAAAAAAAUGCAUAUUUCUAUCCAAAUGUUCCCGUGGGUUCAGAGGGAAGCGUACACAUAUUUGUCAACGUUCCUACUAAUCGAAGCUUUUAAAGGCUCGAAUUUUAGCAACGGCACAAAUUUCAAGAAACUAAGAGGAAAUUCGUAAGAUACCUUAAAAUGACAAGCGUCAUUUCACCUCUUACGAGACACGGUUCACUCUGAGGAUAAAAUUGUGAAAAAAUUUAUACAAAAUUUUAAUUUUUUAAAAUCUUGAGUAAAAUUUUCCACAGUUUUUUAUUCCGAGUGUGUUUAAGCCCCUCGUUUCAGAGACCCUUCUACGGAGCGAGGGUGUUGAGGGGGAUUAAUUGGGGGGUAAAGUUCCCACAAAAAAUACCCGAAAAAUUCCGCAUCACAUCCUGCCCGUAAGUCUCACCCUGGUCAGUCCCUGUACGUCGCCACUGUCGACGUGGUGAUCACAACUCGUCGCCAUGUCGACAGAGGCGACGUGUAGGUUCGUUUUUCAGCGUUGAAUUAAUGUACCGUGCACCAGAUUAGGAUUAGAGAUUCUAAUCUGGGAUUAAUCCGCGAAAACGGCAAACUUAAAUGUGGCAUGAUUUUGUACAUAGUAUUUUUCAAAUAUUGUAAAUCUGUCAUGUCUGUCAUGUUCUAACAGUCAAAAAUAAAUGGGAAUGGUUACUAAAAAAGUAAAAAAA